Molecule: messenger RNA, 3209 nt
Organism: Linepithema humile (Argentine ant)
Lineage: Eukaryota; Metazoa; Arthropoda; Insecta; Hymenoptera; Formicidae
Source: RefSeq, a predicted model, not a curated record
AAAUGCCGAAGUUCCGUCUGCAGUUUCUCGAUCUCGUCGACGCGCACCAGGAUAUCGUCAAUUUUUUCUUCGGCCAUUUCGGAGCUUCGAUGCAGUAAGCAACAGUGUGUAAGAAAGCAGCUGGAUGUAAUAUGGAUAUGUAUGCUAAUAAUAACAGACAGGCUUCCAACACAUAUCAUUAUUCACCUGAGAACGCAGAGAUUAACAUCGAUAGUAUUGCCGUCGCUGUAGCUAAACUGAAUUACAAGAUUUUGCAAUUACGAAAAGAAAUUGUCGCAUUUAAAAACGAAAACAAAUCUCAUUUAAUUGCGGCGCAAAAUACAUCAAGAACUUAUAUUUAAAGUAAUCAAAUCAAUCUUGGGUGGAUUGAUCCGCACGUAUGUUUUCGAUUAUCUCACGCAUGGAAAACACAUUUUCAUUAUUCAGAUCGACACCGUCAGGAUUUAAUGAUUCGACGAAAAACGAAGAGAGACGCACGGAUGCACGGUAUGAACUGCAAAGAAAUUUUAAGGGGAACGAUUCGCCAGGCGGCACUGAUUUAUCCGCUCGUUUAUCAUUCGCGAAACGUGUGCGGGAAGUAAAAGCGGCGAGCGAGGCGGCCGUAUUUAAAGAGGAUUACCCGCGUGACGAUAAAUCAAUCGAAGAUGAUGAACGGCCAAAUAGAUCGCGCGUGUUUGAAUUGUCGGGAACGUACCAAAAGUCCAUUUCGGAUGUUGAAAAAUUUGGGAAAGAAGUCGACAAAAGAUCAGAUAGAGAUGUAAGAAACCUUGAAGAUGUAAAAACUUCAUGUUUCGUCGAUGAAAAAUUAAGGAAGCCUAACAAAUAUCAAAACAAAGUUGUCAGUAAUAUACAUCGCAAUUCCAGUCCCAGGAAUGCUAGUACAAAAAUUAAAAAGAAAAGAAUUUCAAGAGGCGUACAAUAUGACAUUCCAAUUGUGCGUCAAACCCGAUUGUGUGUCAGCCAAUUUUUUCUGAAUUGUUUUAGAUUAAAAUCAAACGUGAAAAAAUGUAAUUUGAUGCAAAAAAUAGAGAAGGAAGAAAGUUCAGAUGACAAGGAAAAGUUUGACGUUGGAUUACAAAACGAUAUGAACGAAUCACUAGGUACGAUAAGAUUUAAUCACAAAUCUCAAGAUAUAGAAAUGGAAGAUUUGAUGAAUAAUAUAGAUAUAAAAAAAGAAAAAUUUGAGAAUGAUGAGGACAAAAUUACUAAUACAAAUGAUAAUGAAAAACAGAAAGAGAAUGACAACUUAAAAAAUUGCAAGGUAAAAAUAAAUUUUCUUGAAAAGUUGAGUAAAGUCUUAAAUCGUAAUAAUAAUCUAAAAGAGCAACAAGAUGAAUUGCAAGACGAUUUCAAUAUUGUUGACGAUUCUCAAAAUAAUAAAAAGGAAAUUGAUAAACCUCGUUUCGAAAACAAAAGGAUGAACGAUGAUCGUAGACGCGAAGAGUUGCGAAGCAGAUGGGAUGUAAAAAUUUUUGAUCGUAAAAAAGGUUCGAAUAAUGCAUGUAAAACCGCAACUAUGAAUUCUGACAAAGAAAGUGACGUAAAUAAGGUGAAGAAGAGAUUAGAUUUAUGUAUCGUCGAGCUAAACGAUAUAAUCAAUGACGCUUGUGUGAUAUUUGGCAGCGGGAAAAAUUCAACGAUAAUAAGCGACUGAAUGUACUGAAUCAAUAAACACGUCGCGUCGUUUGGUCGGUUAGUGGAUCUGUAUACUGUGAUAUUUCUGUGAACAUGUCUGUAUUAUUUCGAGAAAGCUACGGGAAUGAGAAAGAGACGGUUUAUAUAAAAUCAGAAGAUGGGUCUAUCAUAAACGAGGUGAAAUCUGACUCGACCGAGUCGCAGGCCAUUUGUUCUCGGAUCGUAUCCGUCAUCAAAGAGAUAUUCCUGCCGCAAGGAUAUCCGGAUAGCGUGCAUCCUGAUUACACAGCAUAUCAGAUAUGGGACACCGUACAGGCCUCUGCGAGUACUAUAAUGGGCACGCUUACAACUCAUUCUAUAAUGAAAGGAAUAGGAGUUGGAGAGUCGAGUGCUACACCCUUGGCAGCAGCAAUAACAUGGAUUCUGAAAAAUGGUACUGGAAUGGUCGGAAGUAUAAUGUUCGCAUGGUGGAACGGAACCCAACUAGAUGGACAGUGCAAAAAGUGGAGACUAUUUGCUGAUAUUUUGAAUGACAUGGCAAUGGGGAUAGAAUUACUCGUUUCAUAUUUCUCGUCAUAUUCUGUUGUAAUUCUCUGUAUUUCAACCAUCAUGAAAUCCAUUGUCGGUGUUGCUGGUGGAGCUACGAGAGCUGCAUUGACUCAGCAUCAGGCAAUACGGAAUAAUCUGGCAGAUGUUUCAGCAAAGGACGGGAGUCAAGAAACAUGUGUAAAUCUAAUUGCAUCAUUCCUUGGAAUCUUUAUAUUGUCUUUAUUCCACGAUGGACAAUACUUAAUAGAAUUGUAUCUCUUCCUGGUGGCAGUCCAUCUAUAUGCGAAUUAUUCGGCAGUUAAAGCGUUGUGUUUAGAUACACUCAAUGAAGAUCGUCUGGCCUUAAUCAUUAAGAAUUACGUGACGAACGAGCAAAUUUCUGAGCCGCAAACAGUCAACGGAGAAGAAUCGAUAUUUCUACUUGGAAAUCCUACCAAAAGUGUAUGCGGUUUUGACAUCAAAAUUGGUGUUUCAUUUGCAAGCGUCUUAAAAAGAAACGUAAUGUCAUCUAUGGAAAUGGAAUUUUUGUUAAAGUUCUUUGAAGAUAGAAAAUAUAUAAUAACGAUAGACAAUAUAACAAGAAACAUAUUUAUAAUUCUUAAAAAGGAUGCACAACCUACUGACGUAUUAGAAGCGUAUUUUUCUGCUUCCAUGUGUGGCCUUUAUAUUUGUAUGGCGAGAAUGAUUCCAGUUGAUUUACUGCUAACAUCUGAAACAUCGGAACUAUCUUAUCAAUUGUUAAAUAUAUAUAUUCUUCAUAAAAAAUUUGCAAAUUCCAAUAGCAAUAUACAAUUAUCAAUAGCUAUUCAAAGCGUUUGCGCUACAGAUUUAAUUGUCUCUAAUGAAUACAAAGCAUUUGUUAACAGCUUGGAAAUGAAUGGAUGGAAAACAGAAACAAAUCUAUUGUCAGUUGGCGCAUGGAGAUUUUCAAUGGGAAACUAAUGGAUAAUGAAUUGAUGAUAACAGAAAUGAUGAACUGCUCGAAAAUUUAUACUGAUCAUUUUAAUAAAUAUUAUUCAUUAAAA